UACUCUAUUAACGGCAUUAACUUAACUGAACUACAACCUGUAGCCACUUCUAAUAAUCCAACACCAUUGUCAGAAGAUGACAAAAAUAGUAUUCAAAAUUUGCUUAAUGGUUGGAAUAUGUCAUAUUUAUUUCAAACUUGUGUUGAUGAAUUUAUGGAUGAAGAAGCUUUUCGGUAUAUAAAUAGUAGGCAAAUUGAAAAGCUACUGCAGAAGUAUCCCCUUGGUGUUCAUAUAAAAUUUGAGCAUUACCUAAAACAAUGGCAAAACUCCAAGUCAGAUACCAAUACUUCAAAUUCAAAUUUGCUUAUACCUUCAGUCACUCCCCCCAUAUCAAGUUCAUUAUUAGCACGAUCAUCAGAUCCAUUACCAGAGUUUUUUCUUGAUGAAGUUUUAAAAAGAAGUACUCAUGGGUCAAUGAUCAUUAGUUACUACGAAUCUAAUAAAAAUUUAAAUGAAACAUGUAGAAAUCUCUUGGUUGAUUUGAUAAUAGCCAGUUUGUUUGAAAAAAAACGUCCUAUGUCUACUGCCUUGGCUAAUCACAUUUCAGAUAUAAUAGUUGGAACCUUUACUACAGAAAUAAAAGAAAUAUGCUUUGAAAGAAGUGGACAGAGAAAGUGUCCAAAAGGAAAACUUUAUGCAAAGUAUUUUAAUAAACUCAGAAGUUUAAAAAAUCAUGGAUUGAUAUCUUCACAAGUGUCAAAAUUGCAGGAAAACAAUGAACUGCCCUCUAGGAUUUCUGGAAACAUAAAUGUUGAAACAAUUAUUGAAGAAGAUGCAGAAAUUCUUAUUUCCAGUUUGAAACAUGAACAAUUAUCUUGGCCCGAUAUUGAGAUGAUUUGGGCAAAAACUACUGGCUAUCGUUUGAAUCAUCUUAAAACAAUUAAUUUUUCACCAUUAGAAAUCCACAAGACAUGGCCUCAGUACAUGCAACCAUUAGGGUAUAAACUUAUUGAUAUUGAUUUCAAACGACUGCAUGAGAAAUAUACUGACUUAUUAAGUACUUAUGAAAAAUCAUAUGUUAAGCUGGUACAAAUAAUAGAUGACUGUAUAAAGGACCCUAGCUGUCGUAAAAUGUUAGAAACCAUGAUGAAUAUGAAGAACGCACCAGAAAAUUAUAAAAAUGCUGUGGUGUUGUACGUUCUUCAUGCUCUUUUUGUUCCUACUACAAAAAAACCUUCAUUGAUUCAAAUGGAAGAAAAUGUUUUCAUAAAUUUUCAAUCAAAGAUUCUCAAAAUAGUUUUAUGAUAGUGGCAAAUACAGCAAUCGAACUCGAAGAAAUAUUGAAAACUAAAAAGACUGCAAAAAAUCCUAUCCAACCUUGCUUGUUGAUUGCCGGUACACUCUCAAAUCCAUUACAAAUUAUGAUAUAUUUUGAUGAAU
Molecule: messenger RNA, 1380 nt
Organism: Aphis gossypii (cotton aphid)
Lineage: Eukaryota; Metazoa; Arthropoda; Insecta; Hemiptera; Aphididae
Exons: 7
Coding region: 118-1245 (375 amino acids)
Source: RefSeq, a predicted model, not a curated record